This is a messenger RNA of Pistacia vera, 1469 nucleotides long. RefSeq names its product nuclear transcription factor Y subunit C-9. Lineage: Eukaryota; Viridiplantae; Streptophyta; Magnoliopsida; Sapindales; Anacardiaceae. Gene Ontology annotation, molecular function: protein heterodimerization activity; DNA binding; DNA-binding transcription activator activity, RNA polymerase II-specific. The transcript has 3 exons. Gene Ontology annotation, biological process: regulation of DNA-templated transcription. The coding region runs from base 310 to 1098 and encodes 262 amino acids. Gene Ontology annotation, cellular component: nucleus. The record is from RefSeq and is a predicted model, not a curated record.
AAAAAAAAAAAAAAAAUCCCUUGAUUCUUUCCAAACCCUAAAAGGGUUAUGUGUUAUUCAAAAUCAGAUCUUUCACUGUUUGCUAAAAAUAUCCCACAAGGGAAAAAAAAAAAAAAUAUCUUUUCCAAUUACUGUUAGAUCUCCCCAAAACAACAAAAGCAAAAACAGGACGAAGUUGACUGAAAUUUUCUCUUUUUUUGCUUUGUUUUCAGGGUUUUCAAUCUGGGUUUUUGCUUUAGAAAGGAACAGAGAGAAGUUGAGAAAGAAAGAACAGAGAAGUUCGUGUGUUUUUGAUUCUAUUGGAUCAGAAUGGAUCGGCAAGGACAUGGACAACCCGCUUCUAUGGGAAUGGUUGGUGGUGGAGCUCAGUUGCCAUAUGGCACGAACCCUUAUCAGACUAAUCAAAUGAGUGGGGCCCCAAAUGCUGGAUCAGUGGUCACAUCAAUCGGGACAAUGCAAUCUCCUACUCAAGCAGCAGGUGCCCAGCUGGCACAGCACCAACUUGCCUAUCAACAAAUCCACCACCAGCAGCAACAGCAACUGCAGCAGCAACUCCAGUCUUUUUGGGCAAAUCAGUACCAAGAAAUAGAAAAAGUGAACGACUUCAAGAAUCAUAGCCUUCCCUUAGCAAGGAUCAAGAAGAUCAUGAAAGCUGAUGAGGAUGUGAGAAUGAUAUCAGCAGAGGCACCAGUCAUAUUUGCAAGGGCAUGCGAAAUGUUUAUCUUGGAAUUGACUCUGCGAUCCUGGAAUCACACAGAAGAGAACAAAAGGAGGACACUUCAAAAGAAUGAUAUCGCAGCAGCAAUUACUAGGACUGAUAUAUUUGAUUUUUUAGUUGAUAUUGUGCCUAGGGAGGAUCUGAAAGAUGAAGUACUUGCAUCAAUCCCUAGAGGAACUAUGCCUGUUGCGGGACCUGCUGAUACACUACCUUAUUGCUAUAUGCCACCUCAACAUGCUCCUCAGGUUGGGUCUACUGGUAUGAUCAUGGGUAAGCCUGUGAUGGAUCCUGCAAUGUAUGCCCAGCAAUCUCACCCUUACAUGGCUCAACAGAUGUGGCCACAGGGACCAGAGCAACAGCAAUCACCCUCAGAUCAUUAAUGGCUGUAGUCUGGAAGUUGAGGAAUUGCGGGAGGACCAGAGGUCUCUAGCAUCCAAAAGCUGCCCCUGAGAUUUCAGCCGAAGACUAGCAGAUUUUCUGUAAAUAAUAUGUUGAAAAGAGUAGUUGAUCUUGUUUGAUCCCUUUUUUCACCUGGUUGUUAUCUUUACAUUUCUAGUCAGUUAUAUGAUAUUACUCAAAGAGAUGUAUAAGUAAUAUGUUUGGAAAGAAUAGUUUUUUCUUGAUUGAACCCAUUUUGACCUGGGUGGUUAUCAACUUAUCAUUCUCAUUUCUAGUUAGGUAUGGUUUACCUAAAGAUGUAUAAGUAGUAAUUUAACUUUAAAGUGAUGCUUCUACCUUUAUUACCAUGAAA